UUGGGGAAGAAGUUGGAGGUGUGUACAGGUUAAAGAUGUGGUGUAGUAAUUCUGUUGUGGAGUGCAAUUUUAGUCACUGGGGUUCGAGGCCUCUUUUAGGUUUUCUAUUUUUUAAAUUUUCUCUGGAGAUAUUAAGAAAUGAAUGCUGGGAGUAUGCGUUUGUCAUUGUGAUUUAGUGGUAGUGUUGGUGGCUUCGGCACAACUUGUUUUAUUAACCGCCGAUUCAAGACUAAUAGCAAUAGAAGGUUUAUCUUUAUGUGUAGCCCUUAGAGCAGCUUGUGUAUAUAUUUCUACUGGUGAAAGAACAGCAAAAGAAUUAUCGUCAGUUUUACAAUUAAAUGCUCAACAAUUUAAUUUGUACAAUAUUAACGGGGUAAACGAUGUUUUGUCUACGGGAAUAACUCAAGUUUGUGCUUUUGAUCAAUACAUUGGUGCUUUUAUGGCUGGUGGACGUUCGGAGCCAGUAACACGUGAACAAUCCCCUUCAUAUCUUCAAUAUAUUUGCACUGUUGGUUCAAGAGGAAAAGGAGAAGAAGAAGCGUCGGGUUAUGAUUCUUCAAGUAAAAGACAAAGAGAAUUUGUAAAUUUUGUUUGGAGAAGUACACAACCUUUGCCUGGAACUUUAACUGAUGCUUUGUUUUCGUUGACAUCAAAGAUUUCUAGCAACAUUCCAUCAUUUGGUUUCCGUUCAUUUUUGGGUGUAGGCACAUCACGUAUUGACCAACCACGACAAAAACAGCAACUUUCUGAUUCACCUACAACCCAAAUUUAUUCAAAAAGUUUUUUAAAAGAUGGAAAAAGGAAAUCUGAACGAACUUUUGUUGCUCCAAAUGGGUGGAAUUUAAUGGUUAUAGUUGAUAAUAUUGGAAGAAUUUUGCUAAUAAAUACAAAAAUGAGAAGAAUUUUGAGGAUUUGGAAAGGGUUUGGAGAUUUUUUAAAUUUUUUUUAA
Messenger RNA from Meloidogyne enterolobii, 949 nucleotides. NCBI's taxonomy places the organism in Eukaryota, Metazoa, Nematoda, Chromadorea, Rhabditida, Meloidogynidae. The record is from the annotation of a GenBank genome assembly.